Dioszegia hungarica is the source of this 1353-nucleotide messenger RNA. RefSeq lists its product as uncharacterized. The record is from RefSeq and is a predicted model, not a curated record. The transcript is spliced from 2 exons. Bases 1 to 1353 code for a protein of 450 amino acids. NCBI's taxonomy places the organism in Eukaryota, Fungi, Basidiomycota, Tremellomycetes, Tremellales, Bulleribasidiaceae.
AUGCCAUCUCUCCUCUACACAGCGGGAGCCAUCCUGGGCACCGUCAUCGUCGGAUGGGGAUCCUUAUGGCUUUACAACAUCGUAUAUAUCUGGUGGCGCCCUCUACUCUCGGUUCUGAGAUGGAAAUUCGCGCCAAUCGCCAAACCGCCAAUAACAACCACGCCCAAACCGCUCUCUCGCAACAAGAUGAACCCCUCCGACAUCCCAACCGAAAUCUGGGAACAGAUCCUCUUCCAUCUCCGUCAACCCACACCACUCCCAGUGUCUCGUCCACCCCGCUCCGCACUACGCCAGCCGCACUUGGCCGCGUGCGCCCAAACCUGCUCGAUGUUCCGGGCGAUCUGCGAACCCCUCCUCUACACUCACAUCGUCUGUGACAAUCUCGUAGACCUCCUGGCGGACGCCUUCAAGCCCGCCCGCAGACGCCUGCUGCUACACACCAAAACACUCCAUGUCGAGCUGUCCCCCAAGGGCGAGGAGCCCACCUAUGCGCAGCUGUGGCGGGAGGGAGGUAUCCUGUGGAAAAGGUGCGGCGUAAAUGCGAAGGACAGGGAAGCGCAGAAGUUUGUGGAAUGCGCCGACGAGCUCGCGCUCCUGAUCGAGCUCCUCGAACCGCUGUCCAAUAUGGGGAUGUCCACGAUCCUCCCGGCGCUCCGGACCAUCGCCUCCUGCGGCAUCUACGGAUCCGAUGGGCUCCUCUGGAUCGAUUUCCACGGGAAAUGGGGAGAGGGCUUCUACCCUGCUCACAUCCCCAUGCCCAGACACUGCAGCCGGACGACGCCCCCCACAUCGGUCGCUGAAGGCCACUGGAACACGUUCGUCGAGUCUGGUAACCUCACACAUUUCUGCAGCAGGGAGACUUCCGGUCCAUACUGUAUCGCCAAGCUAUCCAAACCCAAUUCCACUACCAUCUGCGCGCGGACCACCCAUUUCACACCUCUCGUCACCGACUUGCCGGUCACGAUGGGCGUACCGGUACGUUGGGUGUUGGAUCCGGAGGAGUCCCAUGACGACGACGACUGGAACCGUAUCACCGACUGCAUGGCCGCCUGUUUCGAUGACGCGGUCUCUAUGCGGAAUCACUUUCCAGAGAUGGGAAAGGCGGGACCGACCUCUAUCGAUGUCUAUUGCUCGACUGCAAGGAGCAGGCCAGUCAUGCUGUGCAGACCGGAUCGGCCGGCGGGUAAUAGAAUCCUGAGAAAGGCGGAACAGGAGGAGAUCGUGCAACAGUUGCAGCAGUCGGGGCAGAAUCUGUUGAGGAAGAACUCGGGGUGUAAGGAUGUCGUGCGGUGGCAUAGGAGCGGGAAGGAGCCGAUGUGUGUGGCGUGUGGAGCAGGGCCGAAACGGGUGUAG